UCUUGGAAAGUAAAGGAUACAGCAUGGACAUGAAAAAGAGAUCGCAAGUUCUAACAUUUUUGGUUGGUUCCAAUCAAUUUCUCUGCAAUUUGAGGACCAUUCAUUUACUAGAUUAUAGUUCAGACUUUCAAGUUUAUCAUUUUAUUAAGAAUUUUCUACGAGAUUUCUGCAGUUUGGAGCAUUGGAUUGAAUCUGAAGAAGCUGUGAACAGAUACUUUGCGCCUGUAGUACUAGGAGAUUUGUAUACAAGUAAUCCUAUUUAUACUUUUUCUGAUCAAAUUGAUGAUUUCAAUGCAAUCGAUGAAGUCCAAAAAGAGUUGGAAGUUAUUGCUAGCAUUAUGAUUACCAAACAUAUUUCGCUCCUUGAUCUUUGCAAAACUAGCCCCGAUAAAAUUUAUAAAACUAUAGCAAACUCAGAAUAUGUAUCCAAAGUCAACUGGAUCAAUUUAAACAAUGAGUUUCCAUAUAUGGCAGAGUUUAUCAAAGGACAAAUAAAUAGAUGUCUCAUUACAGCAUAUUGCAGAGAUGUAGCAACAGAAUUUUUGAGUUUUUUGUCCCCUAUCCGAAUGCCAGAUUUGUGCAUUGAAAAUAUUGUAAA
Trichogramma pretiosum is the source of this 598-nucleotide messenger RNA. RefSeq lists its product as uncharacterized. The transcript has 2 exons. The record is from RefSeq and is a predicted model, not a curated record. The annotation marks the transcript as partial. Lineage: Eukaryota; Metazoa; Arthropoda; Insecta; Hymenoptera; Trichogrammatidae.